Messenger RNA from Populus nigra (black poplar), 3690 nucleotides. RefSeq names its product exocyst complex component EXO70A1-like. The record is from RefSeq and is a predicted model, not a curated record. The transcript is spliced from 2 exons. NCBI's taxonomy places the organism in Eukaryota, Viridiplantae, Streptophyta, Magnoliopsida, Malpighiales, Salicaceae. Gene Ontology annotation, cellular component: exocyst. Gene Ontology annotation, molecular function: phosphatidylinositol-4,5-bisphosphate binding. Gene Ontology annotation, biological process: exocytosis. Bases 1202 to 3250 code for a protein of 682 amino acids.
CUUAAUGCUUAUGGCCAAUGGCCACCUUAAUCCAUUUAAUUCAUACAUUAUUUCGGGACAUAUAGUAGUUUAAGCAAGAAUCUUGUGCAAGUGCAACAACCAAGUAAACUAAGAGAAGGGGAACACGGAUGGAAUCUGAUGCAAAUGCAAACAUCUCCAGCCUCCAGUUUGUUCUAAGCUUUCUGAAACAACGUAUCAUUUACUAGAAUUUCUUUCUUUGAAUGUGAACUUGUUCCGCCAACUUUUUGUAAAACCCUUGGUGUUGAUCAAAUUCACUCCCAUUUUAUUAUCAUUACUUUUAUUUGAUCUGAUUGAUCUCUUGCAUGACAAAGAUGGCAUGUUCUCUUACAUUAUUGUUGGUCUGUCUAUGCACGGUUAAGAUUAAGGGUUAAGAUUUUCAAGUCCUUCGGUGCUUGUUACCUCAUUAUGCCAACUAGUACUAACUAACCAUAUUCUCUCUAAUGCAAUGGUAGCCAUCCUUGGAUAUAGAAAAUGGCGUGCCGGGAAAAACAAAUUGUAAUAGUGACCUUUACAAGAUGCAACCGACAGGUCGUUUUAACAGAGAAUAAAACUACAGGAAUUGGGAUAGCGACCAGCGAGUUAGGAGAAAGUACAGAGAAGCCUUUUGCCUUGCUGUCUUCUCUCCACCGUGGCAUUAGUCAUUACUAGACCUUGCAAAAGAGAGACCUGUAAAGAUCCCCCCCACUCUCUUAAGAAUUCAGGGUUUUCUUUAAAAUCUCUCUUGCUCAUCAGAUUCUCUGACUCACCGGGUCAACUCGCUCUAUCAAGCUUGCCAAAGCAUAAAAAACCAAGGAAAUCUCAUCAAGCGAGUUUCUUGCACUCUUACAUUCUGUUGUCUGCCUUAAAAGACCAAACUUCCCUAAGGUUUGUUAGUUACUUGUGAUGUUAGCUUUGUUAGUCUUUAGAUUCGUCUGAAACUGGUGAAGUUUGGUUAAAGAUUGUAGACAUGAAGAUUUGUUGUUACAUGAAUCAUGGUUAAUAAUAAUGAAUUACCUAAAGAACCCAAAAUCAUUAGAUCAAAAACGAUCAAAUCUUGAUUGCUAAUUUUAGCUUUUUCCAGCAAAAGUUAAGAACUUUGAUUUAAUAUAAGGCCUUUUCAGCUUAAUUUGUGUGGAACCCAGAAGUUAAGAUCUUUGAUUUUUUAGGGGUUUGCUGUGUAACUAGAGAGUUUAGGACUGUAAUGGCUAAACUAGGGAGGAGUGAUGUUGAUGGUAAUGAUAUGAUUGAGAAUUUGAUAGCUGAAAGGAAGUCAUUGAAGCUAAGUUUAGAGAAGUCGAAAGCUUUAGGGUUUUCUCUUGAGAAGGCUGGGCCGAGAUUAGAUGAGAUUAACCAAAGAUUGCCUUCUCUAGAGGCGGAAGUGCGCCCCAUUCGCGCGGACAAGGAAGCACUUAUUGCUGCUGGGGGUCAUAUUAACCGUGCCAUUGGCCCUGCGGCCGCGGUUCUUAAGGUUUUUGAUGCAGUUCAUGGACUGGAGAAGUUGUUAUCGGAUCCAAGGAACAAUCUUCCUGGGUAUUUGUCAGUGUUAAAGCGACUUGAGGAGGCUUUGAGGUUUCUGGGGGGUAAUUGUGGAUUAGCAAUCCAGUGGUUGGAUGAUAUAUUGGAGUAUUUGGAGGACAAUGUUAUGGCAGAUGAGCAGCAUCUUUUGAAUUUGAAGAAGUCAUUGAAGGGUCUUAGGGAAUCGAAAAGUGAUGAUGAACGAGCUCGUCUUGAUGGCGGGCUUUUAAAUGCUGCGUUGGAUAAAUUGGAAGGUGAGCUUCGGCGGCUUUUGACAGAACAUAGUGUGCCAUUGCCAAUGUCAUCAUCUCCGGAUCUUGGUGAACAGGCAGUCAUUGCACCAUCACUAUUACCUGUGUCUGUUAUACACAAGUUGCAAGCCAUUCUUGGGAGGUUGAGAACUAAUAAUAGACUUGAAAAGUGCAUGUCAAUAUAUGUUGAAGUUCGUAGUUCGAAUGUUAGAGCUAGUCUGCAGGCGCUGGAUUUGGAUUACCUUGUGAUCUCAAUAGCUGAAUUCAAUGAUGUGCAGAGCAUAGAAGGGUAUAUAGCUCAGUGGGGCAAGCAUUUGGAGUUUGCAGUGAAGCACCUGUUUGAAGCGGAGUACAAGCUUUGUAACGAUGUUUUUGAGAGGAUUGGCUUGGAUGUUUGGAUGGGAUGCUUUUCCAAAAUAGCUGCCCAGACUGGCAUUCUUGCGUUUCUUCAAUUUGGGAAGACUGUUACAGAAAGUAAGAAAGAUCCAAUCAAGCUUCUGAAAUUGUUGGAUAUACUUGCGACACUGAACAAAUUAAGGCUGGAUUUUAACAGGCUUUUUGGCGGAGAAGCCUGUAUUGAAAUCCAAAAUCUCACACGGGAUCUCAUUAAGAGGGUGAUUGAUGGGGCAGCUGAGAUUUUCUGGGAACUUCUUGUUCAGGUGGAGUUGCAGAGGCAGUUUCCACCUCCCCCAGAUGGGUACGUCCCUAUACUGGUGAGCAUCAUUACUGAUUACUGUAAUAAGCUGCUUGGGGAUAAUUAUAAGCCUAUCCUGAACCAGGUUCUGCUCACUCAUCGAAGUUGGAAGCACGAGAAGUUUCAGGAGAGGAUUCUUGUUAGUGAGGUUUUGAACAUAGUUAAAGCCAUUGAGCUCAAUCUGGAGACAUGGACAAAGGCUUAUGAAGAUUCUAUCCUAUCUAACCUUUUUGCCAUGAACAAUCACUAUCAUUUAUACAAGCAUUUGAAGGGAACAAAGGUUGGGGAUCUCUUAGGGGAUUCUUGGUUUAGAGAACAUGAACAGUACAAAGACUAUUAUGCGGCAAUAUUCUUGCGAGAUAGUUGGGGGAAGCUUCCAGGUCAUUUAAGUCGUGAAGGCCUGAUUCUGUUCUCAGGUGGGCGUGCCACUGCACGUGAUCUUGUCAAGAAAAGGCUGAAAAAUUUCAACGAAGCUUUCGAUGAAAUGUAUAAGAGGCAGUCCAGCUGGGUUGUGCCAGAUAGAGAUCUCAGGGAUAAGAUAUGCCAGCAGAUUGUGCAGGCAGUUGUACCUGUUUAUCGGAGCUAUAUGCAGAGCUAUGGGCCCUUGGUUGAGCUAGAUGGAAGUUCCAGUAAAUAUGCAAAAUACUCGGUGCAGACUCUGGUGCAAAUGCUGAGCUCACUAUUUCUGCCAAAGCCAGGAAGAUAUGCAAGUUUCAAGGGCAGACAACUUAGUGCCAAAUUCAACAAUGGUGUUGCAGAUCUUCGCCGUACAACCUCUGCGGUGGUGUGAUUUUCCUGCUAUUAUUGCUUUACGUUGGUUAAGAUGAAAGACCAUUGUCUGAAUUUUCCCAGUGAGAUCGAAAUUUCAGAAGCUGUUUAAAUGCAAAGCAAACGGAGUGCUAUAUCUAGUGCCUGGUAGGUUCUGCAAUCUCGAGGAAGUCCUGGACACUAGGAUUAAAGCGAAGAUGUGCCUUUUUGAAAGCGUAGAUAAUACUUUGAGGUAUAGAUUGUCAUUUUACUUUCUUUUUCACUCUCAUUUAUUCAAAUAGCGGGCGGCUGUAGAAACCUUGUAUUUGCUAGAUUUGUGUACAAUUCUUUGAUUGAAGAGCAAUUAGAGGUCUAGCAGGAAUUAAAUUGUUUACUUGUAUUCUGAGAAGGGCAUAAAUGUUUGUGUGGAGAAUUUAUGGAUGAUAAUUCUAUGCAAUUGCUGGUGUUAGAAGUUAACUUACA